Molecule: messenger RNA, 2708 nt
Organism: Plectropomus leopardus (leopard coralgrouper)
Lineage: Eukaryota; Metazoa; Chordata; Actinopteri; Perciformes; Serranidae
Product: short coiled-coil protein B
Cellular component (GO): trans-Golgi network
Source: RefSeq, a predicted model, not a curated record
GCGGCUGAAUGCUGCACUGAACAUACUGAACACAGCUGGUGCUAAACACAAGCUGUGGGGAUUUACACAACCUUUUACAUUUUUCAUUUUAAAAAGAAGCAUUCAAACGCAACAUUUCCAGUUUUUCACGUCACAAGUGUUCCUGUGAGUCGCAGCCCUGCAUUCCAAAAAGGAAGACGAGUAUUUCACCAUGAGCUCAGACGAUGGUGAUAUGGAGAACCAGGCUGAGCUGGAGGAGAAGACGAGGCUCAUCAACCAGGUGUUGGAGCUUCAACACACUCUAGAGGACCUGUCUGCCAGAGUGGAUGCAGUCAAAGAGGAGAACCUGAAGCUGAAAUCAGAGAACCAGGUUCUGGGCCAGUACAUCGAGAACCUCAUGUCUGCCUCCAGUGUGUUCCAGACCACUGAAACCAAGAGCAAACGAAAGUAAGAUGAACCCUCCGAGAGCCUCGAUCUUAGAAUCCCACACACAUUCCACAACCUGAACCCAAAGCAUCCUGAAAGAUCGACAUCAUGGACCCGUUACACUGCCCAAACCUAAAACAUGUUUCUGAGUCUGCAAAGAUGGGUGUUCUCCACCUGCACCAGGAGGCAAUGUUGCUUUUAUUAAAUCUGAAUGUACAGGAAGGAAAAAAGAAAGGAAUAUCAGUCAGAAUCAGCUCAGCUGAUCCACACAGAAGCACCACAGGUUUUGAAAUGUAGACGUUGAAUACAUUGUGUGAGCUGUGGUACCCUGGAGACCCCUCAUUACAUCUGUAUGCAAAUAUGUGUCUUUUCAGGAGCAUGUUUUAGACUUAAAUCAGCUGCAAAUGCAAUCUAACUUCCUCUCUCAUCCCAAACAUCUUCAGUCCCAGGAACCUGAGUCCUGAAAAACAGCAGACCCGGCUCUAAAUGGGUGAUCGUGAGUGUGUCCGUCACCAAAUCUCCUGCAAGUUACAGGGUUUCCCAAACAUUUAUUUAUUUGUGGUGCCUACCACGAUUAAGAAAUCUGUUGCCUCUAAUAGAUUUUUUAUUUUUGGAGCUGGACCGUUCAUUACGAGCGCUGUUGUGAUAUAUAUACCAUUCAUUUAGUGCACUCUGGGCACGGAUGGAGCAGCAGAAUGACGGGCAUUGAAAGUGAAACUUUACUGUUCAUUCGGCUGGCUCAUUCAUUGAUCUGAUCAGCUGUGAACGGAUUGACAGAACAGUUAUCCACCUCACAUGUCACAAACUGCUGCUGAGGAAAGAAUGAAGACAUGGAGAGCUCCGCCUGUGCUGCAUUCACUGCUCUGCAAAAAUCUCUGAAAUUAGAGUAGGGACACAGAAUGAUACAAAGGGACACAUGCAAUUAAAAGGGGAAAAAAAGUUGCACUGGUGAAUAACAGCUUUAAAUUUUUAUGGGUGUUAGUUUUUGCUGUAAAUGAAGCAAGAACUGAUAAAACACAAACAUUCAAAUUAAUGGAUCAAGGAUGAAAAAACACGUCACAGUCUCAUUAUUACUUCUAUACAGACAUUUUAGGGGUUUAGAAAAAAAGUCACUUCCUAAAAACCACACAAAUGACAGUUUAGCUAGCUAGUUAUGCUGCAUUUGUAUCAUUUACAGAAUCUUUUUACGGCAUGCCGACUCUGAAAGCCAUCUGAUGUGACCCGUAUUCCAUUGAGACAAGGCAGCUAACAGCAGUAAAAAAGCUAACCCGAACUACACAGAGUUAGCUGUGCAGGUAGUGAGAAAUGAACUGUGUCUCAAACUGUCCACAUGCAGCACAAAGCCCAACUGAUACAAGUAACAUUAGCAUUAAAAUAAGAGCGAUGUGUAAAUAUGGGUAUUAUAGCAGUAAUGCUAGCAUUGAUCAUAAUGACUAACAAACUUUUAAAUAUUUAUUAGACAGCAUUAACACUCAGCAUCAUUGUGUCUUACCUGUUUCUUACUUGAUAGGUCCUUUGCAAAACUAUGUUCUACUUGAUUAAAAAUGGGUCUCUGACCACAUCGCAACAUGUUAAUAGCUAAUUCUGCCCCCUGAGCCCACAGGGAGGUUUCCUUUUUGGGAUAUUUAACAUUUCCCAUGCAUUGCUUCUGCAGGUCGUGCAGCAAAAAUCAACUCUUUAUUCAAGCUCUCAGUCAUUUCUCGGUUUUCUCGGUGUCAUAUCUCACAGUGAAUCUGUGUGCACCACAGAUAUUUAUAAUCAUGGAGAUUAUGUCCACAGUCCAGAUCAAGCUGAGACUCUCUCAGUAACCACCCCCUCCAAUCCAACCUGCAGCCCUGUUCCCGUUUUUGAGAGUUACAAUGUUUAUGUUAAACUUCCCUUUUCUCCUCAGGGCAGAAGUACUCAAUUCAAACACAAUUGUCAGUGUUGAUGGGAAGCUGGUGAGGGAUCUUUUCUGUGUCGCUGCACUACAGACUCAUAAAGGCUUUUCACACUAUUUUCAGCACCUGGGCUGUAAUGUACAAAAUGUUCACACACACUUUUUAACCAAGGGUUAACCUGAGUCCGGGGCUACAUGACUCACACUGUUCUCCUCUACUGUCAGCUGGAACACGUAACUCGUGUCAUGUAACAUUUUAAAACUCUAUUGUUUACUUAGCUCUGAUUCACACUCAGUAUGUUUACAUGCACAGUUAAGUCGAGUCAUAGCUCCAUUAGACCAUUUAACUGGACUGCUGUCCUUGUCCCAGUAUACAAGCGGGGGGGGGGGGGUCCAUUAAUUGAUUGUAGUCUGUCGGACUCCU